AUUAGAAUGAAAGGAUCAUCAACAUAUAUGACUAGAUAAUUCCGGCUCAUUUCAAAGACAGACUCUUUCAAGUGGUAAAGGAAAUAGCUGGGGUAUUUUGCCAAAAGUCCCUACUACAGUUGCUAGAUGAGGAGAAAUUUUACCACCAGUGAUCGUUCAUAAUGAUGACCAUCAAUCCAAUUUAGGAACAAACUUCGCCGUUCAUCUCUCUUCAAGAAUCUGGGGUAAGCCAUAAGAUCCCCCCAAUAAAUAUCAAGGUUGUACGACUUUAACAACGUUUUUUCCUUGGCAAAUUUAGCCAGAAUCCUCAAGUGCGGCUUCGAAACCCCUAGAUGCCGAAAUGGACCCAUCUCAACGCGUUUCAAAACGUUAGUAACGGAAUAAUCUCCCAAGUAUAUCUACUUUCGUCCUUCUCCGAGGCCUUUACCGAAGAACUUUAUUUCCAUAUCAAUAUAUAUUAAUUCGUCUCGAACUUUUAUUGGCGGAAAAGUGGGCGAAGCAUCUUGGCUCUCAAGCACCCCACAAGAGAUAUCCCGGAUCAUUCUGGAAUCUGGAUGUACUCGAGUAGAUUAGGGAUUCCCCUCCAGGAACAAUGGUGAAGCCGCACCAAACUUGAAGCUUUAUCCUCUUGCGGACAGCUGCAUAUUACAAUUUGCUCAGAAAGGUCCUGCCAAUCUACCAAGCGCAAGGUCUCCCCAGACAAUGAAUCCUUCAAUUUCUUCUGAUGUUUUAUACGAGUUAGCGCGUGUACCUUUGAUAUGUAUAUUGGAUUUUGUAUAAAUACGAGUCCCAUUCGCUGUUACCUUUUUCUUCAUCCAAACAUUCUACACACAAUCAAGUAUCCUUCAACUCCAUCAUCAUGAAAUUCACUCAGUCCUUAGUCUCAUUAGCCUUGGCAACCAUUGCUGUCGCCUCUCCUACCGCCAUCGUCGAUAAGAGAGCUACAACAAAAUGUGGGCAAUGGGAUACUUUCCAAACCGGAACUUAUACCAUCUACCAAAACCUCUGGAACAUAACCGGUUUCACCGGGUCUCAAUGCACAACUCUCACUUCCGACACGAGUAAUACUCUUGUCUGGUCCACUGCCUGGUCGUGGGCAGGAGGAUCUUCUCAAGUCAAGUCCUAUGCAAACGUAGGACUUACCAUGUCACCUAAGGAGGUCUCUACCAUUAAAAAGAUCCCAACUACUUGGAAGUGGAGGUUUGUUUCGUCCGAGCUAUUCAAAAAAAACCUAGCUAAUCAUGACUCCUUCUAGCUACACUGGCUCCAAUCUCGUUGCUGAUGUAUCCUAUGAUUUAUUCUCUUCAGCUAAAGGAUCUGGCGCUGCGGACUUCGAGAUUAUGAUCUGGGUCGCUGCCCUUGUAAGCAUCUACUGCCAUUGUCCUAAUUUAUGUAAUGUUACAAAUGCUAACGUCUACUAGGGUGGUGCAGGACCAAUCUCAGCAACCGGAAAACCUGUUGCAACUGUAACCAUCGCCGGAGUGUCAUGGAAACUCUACACCGGACUCAAUGGCUCCACUACAGUACAUUCUUUCGUCGCAGCUAGCUCAGUUACCAAUUUCUCUGGUGACUUGAAGGAAUUCCUUACUUACUUGGUCUCAAACCAAAAGUACCCAGCCACCCAAAAACUUACAACAAUCCAAGCUGGUACCGAACCAUUCACUGGUAAGUUCAUUCCUUGAUCAUUUAGUUGCUUGGAAGCUCACACAAAUCAGGUUCCAAAGCUACCUUCAGCACCUCCGCCUACAGCGUCUCCUUGAGUUAAACCCCGAACAGGGACAUCAGAGAAGCCCUGCAGAGGCUUGAUAGGUUCCGCCGUUAGAAAUAUGCAUGCAAUGAUAUGAUUGAGAAGAAGCUUUUUGUACAUAACUUUCCCUUCAAUGGCCAUUUUGAAAAUAAAUGGCAAUGUAUAUAUUUAAAUAGU
Molecule: messenger RNA, 1924 nt
Organism: Sclerotinia trifoliorum
Lineage: Eukaryota; Fungi; Ascomycota; Leotiomycetes; Helotiales; Sclerotiniaceae
Source: the annotation of a GenBank genome assembly